UCUCUUUCCAUCUCUGCACCCUUUUCGCGUUGCGUGUUUGUGUAUUCCAGUGUGUGAGUGUGUGUAUGUGUCUCUCUCGCGCUCUCUCGCUCUUUCCAGUCCGCGCUCCACGGCAGUAGGCGCAGAGCAAUUCCCCGCCGCUCGUCCCGUCAGUGUGUGCGUGUGUGUGUGUGGGUGUGUGUGUGUGUGUGUGUGUGUGUAGUAUAGCCCCUCGAUCUUCGCGGUGUCCACUUUAAACCCCGCAGCCCAACAAAAAAAAACUUUCAUGCAGAGCUUUUGAGCUUUCUCCCCCUCACCACUCACACACCCCCCUCGUCCCACAGGCAGCAAUAAUGGCUGAGGGGACGACAGUGUGCCUCUUCCUGCUGUCUCUGUGGUGCAGCGCCUCGGUCACCACGGCCGUGCAGAGAUCGGACAUAUUCCCGUACGGGACCCCGAGCGGAGACUUGACCCUGGCCGAAGGAGACGACGAAACCUCGAAGGUCCUGACGCUGCCAAGACCUCUGUACUUCUACAACACCCAGUUCAGCGAGCUUUAUGUUGCCACCAAUGGCAUCAUCUCAGCGCAGGACUUGCCCAUGGAGAAGCAGUACGUGGACGACGGCUUCCCCACGGACUUCCCCGUGGUCGCUCCGUUCCUGGCCGACCUUGACACCAGCGGCGGCCGCGGCCAGAUCUACUACCGGCUCACCGAGACGCCCAGCGUGCUGAACCGGGUGUCGCAGGAAGUGCACCGCGGUUUCCCUGACGCCCGCUUCACCCCGACGCACGCCGUGGUCGCCACCUGGGAGAACGUGGGGGCGUACGAGGAGCAGAGCCGCCAGGCCGGGCCCCCCAACCAGGUAAACACGUUCCAGGCGGUGAUUGCGUACGAUGAGACGGACUCCUACGCCCUCUUCCUGUACCCCGAAGACGGCCUGCACUUCUUUGGCACGCGACCAAAGGAGUCGUACAACGUGGAGAUCGAGCUGCCGGCCCGGGUGGGCUUCAGCCGAGGGGAGAUCACCUACUUCCUGUUCUCCCGCCAAGAGGGCCCUCACUACGGCGUCACCAGCGACCAGCAGAGCGUCAAGAACCUCUACCAGGUUGGAAACACGGGUUCUCCCGGCGUCUGGCUCUUCCACAUCGGAAACUCGUACUCCUUCGACAACAUCGUCCCCGCCGCCGUCAGCGGUCUCCUCGCCCACCCGCGUCCCGAAGGCUACGACAACAUCAAGGACACGACAACCCCGGAGUAUGGCGAGUUCGAGGAGUACCCCGACAGCAACAUCGACCCCGAGAACGAGGAGGAGGAAGAGGAGGAGGAGGAAGAUUACCCAGUCACCACCGGAGACCCCGAGUUCCAGCCCCCCGGUGGCGCUGACCGGACCCCUGAGUCUCCCCUGGAGCCCGAACGCCGCGACCCCGCCCCCUAUUACCCGCCAGAGGAGAACGCCGAGCCGGAGAACCACGGCCGUCGUGCCGAUACGACGCUGACCUAUGAACCCCGAUAUGUCCCGGAGCACGAGGGAAGGCAGUACCAGACCCCUCCCCCUCGCCCUCCCCCAGAGACCUACCCAGAGGGGGGGCCCCUCCGGCCCGGGGAGCCGCAGCCUCAGUCUCCAUUGGAAGUGGUGGACCAGUACCAGUACACAGCCCCCCAGGGCCAAGCCCCCCCCCACAUCCCUGGUGGUCAUGUGGUCAGCGUGGAGGAAGAGGAAGUCGACUUUGACACCGGAGUCAUUCAUUACAGCACAGACAACAAAGAGACCUGUGCAAGGUUCCAGAACCAGUGCUCCAAGAAUGCUGUGUGCAGCGACUACCCGUCCGGGUUCUGCUGUCACUGCCAGUCUGGUUUCUUUGGCAACGGAUGGCACUGUUUACCCGAUGGUGCUCCCCAACGUGUGAGCGGCAAGGUGCGUGGCUCGGUGACGGUGGGCGGCACCCCCAUGGACCUGGGCGACAUCGACCUCCACGCCUACAUCGUGGUCGGGGACGGACGCGCCUACACCGCCAUCAGCGAGGUUCCCGAGCCGCUGGGGUUGGCCCUGAUGCCGGUCGCACCAAUCGGAGAGCUGUUCGGCUGGCUGUUUGCCCUGGAGCUGCCCAACAGCCAAGCAGGAUUUAAAAUCACCGGCGCUGACUUCCUCCGCCGCGCCGAGGUGGUGUUCUACCCCGGCAACGAGCGUCUGACGGUGGUGCAGGCGGCCAGCGGGCUGGACGAACACAACCACCUGACCGUGGACACCGUCCUCUCGGGCAGCGUGCCCUUCCUGCCCCCCGGGGCCAGCGUCACCAUGGAGCCCUUCAAGGAGACCUACCAGUACUACCCCUCAGUGACCACCUCGGCCUCGGUGCGCGAGUACACGGUGGAGUCGGCCGAGCGCGGCUCCGAGUCCUUCUCCUUCCAGCUGCGGCAGAACCUGACGCACCGCGACUGUCGCCACGACAACCGCGGCGGGCGCCCGGAGACCCAGGAGCUCAGCAUGGAGCGCGUGUUCGUCAUGUACGUCACCGAGGAGCGCAUCCUGCGCUACGCCGUCACCAACAAGAUCGGCCUGGUCGGAGUGGAUGGCGGAGGGCCCGAGCCGGUGAACCCCUGCUACUCUGGCUCCCACGCCUGCGACACCAGCGCCCAGUGCCUCCCGGAGGAAGGCCAGUCCUACCGCUGCGAGUGUGCCACUGGUUACCAAGGAGACGGCCACUACUGCUACGACGUAGACGAGUGUGCAGAGGGCCUGGCCCCGUGUGGCCCCGGUGCUGACUGUGUAAACCUGCCAGGGUCCCAUCGGUGCCAGUGUCACUUCGGAUACGAGUUCAGCUUUGAUGGCCGCUCCUGUGUUGACGUGGACGAGUGCCAGUCGUCCCCGUGCCACGCCGACGCCGGCUGCUCAAACGGUCCCGGCUCUUUCCGCUGUCAGUGCCGUCCCGGUUUCCAUGGCGACGGCUUCCAGUGUUCCCCGCACGGCCGUCCUGAGCGCCCCCAGAGCCGGUGUGAGCAGCAGCGGGACAGCGUGCAGGGCGCGUUGGAGCCCAGAGGCCCCCGGCCCGUCCUCACCACCUAUGUGCCUCAGUGUGACGCCGACGGACAGUACAGACCCCUGCAGUGCCAUCGCUCCACCGGUCAGUGCUGGUGCGUGGACAGUAGGGGGCAGGAGAGAGCGGACACCAGAACGGCACCUGGUACACCUCCCACCGACUGUGACGAAGCAGAAGAGCCAGAGCGUCCCAAGACCCACUGCCAACACCACAGAGACGGAGUCCAGACCACCAGCCCAGAGGGGCACCCCCUUCUGGGGGUUUAUGUUCCUGACUGCGACGAGGCCGGACAGUACAAAACCCAACAGUGCCACGGCUCCACCGGCUACUGCUGGUGCGUGGACAGCCAGGGGCAGGAGCGAGCCGACACCAGGACGUCCCCUCGGGAAUCUCCCGUCGACUGCAACAAACCCGAUGAGCCAGAGCGUCCCAAGACCAGGUGUGAGCAGCACAGGGAGAGCCUCCAGACCACUGGCCCGGAGGGACACCCCAUCGCGGGGGCUUCUGCCCCUCGGUGUGACGCCCGCGGAGAGUACGCACCGUUACAGUGCCACGGUUCCACAGGCCACUGCUGGUGCGUGGACAUCUGGGGACACGAGCGCGAGGGGACCAGGUCAUUACCCGGUACCCCGGCGACAGACUGCGAUAAACCAGAUGAGCCCGAGCGACCCAAGACCCACUGCCAACACCACCGAGACGGGGUCCAGACCACCAGCCCAGAGGGGUACCCCCUCGUUGGAGCUUUUGUUCCAGAGUGUGACGAACAUGGACAAUACAAACCACUCCAGUGCCACGGUUCCACCGGCCAUUGCUGGUGUGUUGACAACGGCGGGCAAGAGAGGCAAGGAACUCGGACAUCAGCCGGUACGCCCAACACAGACUGCAGCAGACCAGAUGAGCCAGAGCGUCCGAAGACCCACUGUGAGCGCCGCAGAGACAGAUUUUUGACCACCCUUCCAGGGGGCUAUCCCAUCAUUGCUUUUGUGCCAGAGUGUGUGGAAAACGGACAAUACAGACCACUACAGUGUCAUGGCUCAACUGGGUAUUGCUGGUGUGUGGACAACAAUGGACAGGAAAGAGGGGGAACCAGGAGUCCACCUGGUACACCAACUGUAGACUGCAACAAACCAGAUGAGCCUGAGCGUCCCAAGACCCACUGCCAACACCACCGAGACGGGGUCCAGACCACCAGCCCAGAGGGGUACCCCCUGCUUGGAGCUUUUGUUCCAGAGUGUGACGCAUACGGACAAUACAAACCACUACAGUGCCACGGCUCUACCGGUCAUUGCUGGUGUGUGGACGAUAGGGGGCAGGAGAGAGUGGGAACCAGGACCCCAGCUGGUACACCGACCAUCGACUGUGACAAACCAGUGGAACCCGAGCUUCCUAAAACCCACUGCCAGCACCACAGAGACAGCGUCCAGACAACCAGUCCUGAGGGAUAUUCUAUCCUGGGUGCUUUUGUACCACAGUGUGAUGCUAAUGGACAAUACGUACCACUACAGUGCCACGGUUCUACCGGCCACUGCUGGUGUGUGGACAAUGCUGGUCAGGAGAGAGCAAGGUCCAGGACUCCACCUGGUACACCGCCAAAAGACUGCGACAAACCUGAUGAACCCGAGCGUCCCAAGACCCACUGUGAGCAACAUCGGUACAGCACCACUCGCGAGGGACCUGCUCCUGGAGCUUUUGUUCCUGAUUGUGACGAAGAUGGACAGUACAGACCCCAACAGUGCCACGGCUCCACUGGUCAUUGCUGGUGCGUGGAUCAAGAAGGGCAGGAGAGAGCCGGUACCAGGACAGCGUCUGGCACACCUCCCAGAGACUGCUACAAACCAGAUGAGCCAGAGCGCCCCAAGACCCCCUGUCAACACCACAGAGACGGGAUCCAGACCACCAGUCCAGAAGGACACCCUCUUCUGGGAGCUUUUGUUCCCGAAUGUGAUGCAGAAGGACAGUACAAAACCCAUCAGUGCGACAGCUCCACUGGUCAUUGCUGGUGUGUGGACAAUAGGGGGCAGGAGAGGGCGGGAACCAGGACGCCAGCUGGUUCACCGAAGAAAGAUUGCAACAAACCAGACCACGAAGCGCCCCGCCCGGAGAGUGUGUGUGAGCGCUGGAGGGCCAGCCUUGUGGAGCACUACGGAGGCAAACCAGAACCACAGCACUACCUGCCCCAGUGCGACGCACACGGGAACUUCAGUCCAGUCCAGUGUUAUGGGGACACAAGCUAUUGUUGGUGCGUGGACCAGGAUGGACGAGAAAUUGAGGGAACGCGCUCACACAACGUUGUCAAGCCUGCAUGUCUCUCCACAGUGGCCCCACCCACCAUGCGACCAUUGCCCCGCCCCGAUGUGACUCCGCCCCCCUCUGACAUCACGCUGCUCUACGCCCAGGGUCAGCAAAUCGGAGCCCUGCCGCUCAACGGCACCCGGCUGGACCCGACACGGGCCAAGACCCUCCUGGCCCUUCAUGGAUCGAUAGUGGUGGGCGUGGCCUACGACUGUCAGGAGAACAAGGUGUACUGGUCCGAUCUGUCUGGGAGGACCAUCAGCAGAGCUUCACUGACGCACGGGGCGGAGCCAGAGGUCCUCAUCAACACAGACCUGGCCAGCCCCGAGGGUCUGGCGGUGGACCCGUCCCGCCGGCUGAUGUUCUGGGUGGACUCGGCGCCGGACAAGAUCGAGCGGGCCAACCUGGACGGCAGCGGGCGCCGCACGCUCUUCCACCGCGACCUGGUGAACCCCCGCGCCAUCAUAGUGGUCCCUUCCACCGGGACGUUGUACUGGACCGACUGGAACCGCGAGGCCCCUAAGAUCGAGUGCUCCACCGUGGACGGAGACAACAGGAAGGUGGUGGUCUCCGAGGGCAUCGGCCUGCCCAACGCGCUGACCUACGACACCGAGGCCAGGCAGAUCUGCUGGGCCGACGCAGGCACUAAGAAGCUGGAGUGCGUGUCUCCUGACGGGUCUGGUCGAAGGGUGAUCCACCCUAACCUCAACUACCCCUUCAGCAUGGUCUACUACAGGAACCACUUCUACUACUCCGACUGGAGGAGGGACGGUGUGAUCGCGGUGAACAAAGACACCAGUAAGUUCACCGACGAGUUCCUGCCUGACCAGCGCUCGCACCUCUACGGCCUCACCAUAGCAACAACCAACUGUCUAUCAGGGAGCCAUUAACCCCGGAUCGACCGAGCCGUCAGCAGGGUCCUUUGGUGCUAUUCAUAUGUUGGGCUCUCCUCCGGGGGGACGAGAGAGGGAGCAUCGCUAUACUCUCAGAAGACCACCGUCCCCGUAAACACACUCCCCACUCCCUUAUCCUCCAUCCAAAUAUGAAACCUUUUUGUGUGCCCUUCACUCGCCGUUCUGUGUUUUGUAAAUUUGUGUUAUACCUCAUUUUAUCAACUUGUUUGUUGCUACUGGUUGUUUUUUAUUCCAUACCAUUUGAUGCCAAUGAACCAUGACAUGAGUGGAGCUUUAAAGGUGUAAAAUGUAUGUGACUUGUGUUUUUUAGUUUUUCAAAUCUCUUUAAAGCCAAAGAACAAAGACAAGAGAGAGCAUGUCCUUUACAAUGUGAUAUCCGAUAUCAUUUGCCGACAGCGUCCGUCGGUUAGCUAGGUCGGUUAGCUAGGUCUAGUAGUCAAACAUCUUGUUUGGUGGUUUGCCAGUCGGGAUUCAAAAUAAAUAAAGACAUGUAUGAAUGGAAGAGACUCUAACUGGUUAGCUAUACAUGCUCAGAAGGCUGGUAUAACUGAACCACUUACCCGGCCUAACGGGUUAGGGUUAGCUAACCGCCACGUGCUACCGCCCAGACUGAUGAGGAUCAACCCAAGUGUUCCCCACCCAUCAGGUCACUGUGAUCAGCACAACAUCCUAUUUCUCUGCACUGCUACUCCCUAUUUUUCUACACGUGAGGAUGUGACUUGUUAUUCUACUUUUAUAACUACUUUUUAAAAAUCUUUCUAUCUUUUUUAUAAGAUGUGAUAUUUAUAACAAAUAAAAAUGUGAUUCUGGAUUGGAUGGA
This is a messenger RNA of Gadus morhua (Atlantic cod), 7044 nucleotides long. It is a transcript of the gene nid2a, whose product is annotated as nidogen 2a (osteonidogen). Gene Ontology annotation, molecular function: calcium ion binding. Gene Ontology annotation, biological process: cell-matrix adhesion. The coding region runs from base 333 to 6200 and encodes 1955 amino acids. The record is from RefSeq and is a predicted model, not a curated record. Gene Ontology annotation, cellular component: basement membrane. The transcript has 44 exons. Lineage: Eukaryota; Metazoa; Chordata; Actinopteri; Gadiformes; Gadidae.